This is a messenger RNA of Dermatophagoides farinae (American house dust mite), 687 nucleotides long. It is a transcript of the gene ND-ASHI, whose product is annotated as NADH:ubiquinone oxidoreductase subunit ASHI. Gene Ontology annotation, cellular component: mitochondrion; respiratory chain complex I. Lineage: Eukaryota; Metazoa; Arthropoda; Arachnida; Sarcoptiformes; Pyroglyphidae. The record is from RefSeq and is a predicted model, not a curated record.
UGAAUGGUUCAAUGUUAUUGGAUUGUAAAAAUCAAUGUCAAUUGUCUCGUGGAAAAAAUUUAUUUGUUAUUAUUGGCUUUAAUUUUGUUUAUUAGAAUAAAAAAAUUUCACAAUUAUCUCUGCCAUAAUGACCGGAUCAAAUUUAAUUCGUUAUGGUUUGAAUGCAGCAAAAUUGUUCCGUAUAAAACAACGACAAACACAAUUUAUUGCCGUUCGAUCAUGUGGUUGGAUACGUGAUUAUAAACCUGGUCCAUAUCCAAAAACACCAGAAGAACGUGAAGCAGCAGCACGUAAAUAUAAUCUAAUACCUGAAGAUUAUGAUUGCUAUGAAGAGGGAUCGGGUUAUGGUGAUUAUCCAAAAUUACCUGUCGUUUCACAAGAUGCAAUGGAUCCAUAUGAAGAAUAUGAUAACUAUUAUCGUCGACGUAAUUUUGGACAAACGUUACAUCGUGAUUAUGAUAUUUUAACUUCGGAAAAAACAAAUCCAAAUUUGGUUUUUCGUUUUUCACCUUUGGUCAUGUUUUCCGUUUUUAUUGCACCAUUUUUCAUUUUUUCUUUCAUUGCAUGGAUUGAUUACUAUUUUGAUCUACAUUCAUGUAAUCCAAUGAAACCGAAACAAUUUCCUGGUGAUGGUCGAAUUCAUUAUACAUUUGAACCAGUCGAUUAAAAUAUACAUUAAUUAAUUAA